Molecule: messenger RNA, 2478 nt
Organism: Paraglomus occultum
Lineage: Eukaryota; Fungi; Glomeromycota; Glomeromycetes; Paraglomerales; Paraglomeraceae
Source: the annotation of a GenBank genome assembly
AUGCAAGAUCUCUUGAAGCAGGAGGUGCUCCACCAUAAACAACAAAUGGAGCUGUUGUUGGGGGCGCUGGAAGACCAGCAGCAGUUCUUUACGAGGGAAGUAUGUAAUGUGGAUGGUGUUCCAAAUGAAUUGCAGUUGAAAAUUAUAACUGCAUCUUGUGGACAUCCAGCCUCCUUUAUGAUUCUUUUGAAGCUUUACCAUCAGUGUCAACCAACUGUAGACAGCUGGAGGAGUGAACUACAACUGCAGCUUGAAAAGUACAUGAACAGUACACACCUCAAAAUCAUAAUCAAGAAUGCACUACGGGAAAGGUCCCAGGAAGAUCAAGCAUGUAUUUGUGAUCUUAUAGGCAGUGCUGAUGGUUUGGAUACUAGUCUACAAAAAAUUGGCAAAGUCGAAAAGUACCUGCUUGACAUCAGUGUCCUCAUGCAAUCUUCCGCAUACAUGUCACUAGACAGAGCAAGAAAAGUCAUGAACGAAAAACAUACACGGAUCUUGCUUGAAAUGGCAAGACAGCCGGGCAACGAUGUUUGUGCCGACUGUGGUGCCAAAGCUCCACGUUGGACUUCGCAUAAUCUUGGUGUAUUCAUCUGUAUGCGAUGCGCUGGAAUACAUCGUAAACUUGGUACACACAUUUCAAAAGUCAAAUCAAUCAUGCUUGAUUUGUGGACGGCAGAACAAAUGGAUAAUAUGCGGAAAUGGGGCAAUCUUAAGGCAAAUUCUCUCUGGAAUCCUCAUCCCGAAUUCCACCCUAUUCCCGUCAAUGCCAGUGACAUAGAAAUGGAGAAGUACAUACGCAAGAAAUACGAGAAAGGCGCGUUUCGUGAAGAUAACUUAACUAAUGCAAAGCCACGUUCAGCUCCAACGUCAAGUUCAUCUUCGUCCUAUGCCGGGGUCUCCAACUCUGUAUCAACGGCAUCUUCUUUAUCAAGAAAAGAAACAGAUGGCGUUGUCACACGUAGUAGUAGUUAUGAUAGUGCUUUACAGAAAUUGAGGGAUAUGGGCUUCACGGACGAUGCCCGUAAUCGCGAGGUAGUGGCCACUACCAACGGAGAUGUCAAAGCCGCGGUAGAAAUAUUAUGCCGGCUACCGAGUAACAGUGUAUCUUCCGCACCCGCACAUGGACGAACAGCAUCACUUCCGGAUGACGAUAAAGCAAUACAAUUAUGGAAUAUGGGCUUUCAUGACGACGCAAAGAAUAGAGAUGCUUUACGCCGUACAGGAGGAAAUGUCGAAGUAGCCGCGGCAUUGUUGAUUGAAGAACGUUCAAGUGCAACGCAUACUAGAGAACAACAAGCUUCAGCAUCUAGUCAAGCCGUUGGGUCACUUCAGCAAGAACAACAGCGAAAGCAACACAAAUUGCCGCUAUCGCAAUCAUCUUCUAUUGUGGACAUGUCUCCUUCUGAACUAAUGCCUACACAAAAACCCCAAUUCACUGAUGCCAACACAUAUUCACCGAAUGCAUACUCGUCUUUAAACAGUCCGCAAAUAAAUCAGGCUUUUGGUUAUCCGCAACCGAACAAUACGAAUAAUGGUGGUUUUGGCGGAUUGGAUCGGUCAAUGAGUGGCUCGACUAGCGGCCUUAAUCAGUUACCAAACCAGACUAGUCAAACUGGUUUCCAGCAAGGAAUUGCCAGUUUUUCCGCGGACAGCACGAAUGGCAUCAAUCAGCAACAGAACCAAUUUGGACAAUUCAUGCAAGCUCAGCCAAAUAAUUUUAGUAGUUCAAUGAACACUGGAGGAAAUGCGACUGCUAAUACGUUCGGCGUGAACAACGGUCUGCAACGGCAGCAAUCACUACCAGUUGGUAUGAACCUGAACAACCAGUCGAACUACGUGAAUUCCCAGUCAUUAUUUACACCAAAUAGUUCAGCAUUUGGAUUUAGUCAGCAACCACAGCAACAGCCUAGUAACACGAUAGGAAUGGUUGGAUUUACACAAUCGCAACCUCAGCAGCAGCAAACUGCAUUACUUGGAAUGGGCGGUUUCCAAUCUCUGCAACAUCAACAGCCGCAACAACAACAGCAGCAGCAGCAGCAACAGUCAUUGCAACAGCAACAGCAACAGCAACAAUCAUUACAACAGCAGCAAUCACUGCAACAGCAGCAAUCAUUGCAACAGCAGCAAUCAUUGCAACAGCAACAAUUACUACAACAACGUCAGCAACAGCAACAAUUAUUGCAACAGCAACUGCUACAGCAACAGUUACAGCAACAGCAAUUACAACAACAAUCACAACAACAUCAAGUACAACAAAUGAUGCAACAGCAGAUGCAACAACAGUCAUUACAGCAACAGAUGCAAUCAUUGCAGCGGCAGCAAUUUCAAAUUCAGCAGCAAAACAUGUUUGGUGAUGGGAUGAUGAAUAAAGGCAUUGGGAACCAACAACCGAACCCACUGGCCAGCAUUCCUAAUAAUACGAUGAAUACCAAUCAAAAUACGAAUUGGAAUGGAAUGAACAAUUAUAGAGGGUUUUAA